AUGGUGUCAACUACACAAAUCACAUUGCCCAACGGCAAGAAGUACGACCAACCCACAGGUCUCUUCAUCAACAACGAAUUCGUCGCAGCUUCAGGUGAUGAGUUCACCGUGACGAACCCAGUCACCGAGGAAGAGGUCAUCAAGCUCAAGGGCGCAUCCACAGACGACGUCGACAAGGCUGUUAAGGCUGCCCGCAAGGCCUUUGAGGGCGAGUGGUCCGAGUUGGCUGCUAAUGAACGUGGUAACUUUCUCUACAAAAUUGCCGAUCUUAUUGAUCGCGACCGUGAACUCAUCGCCGCUAUUGACGCCUUUGACAACGGAAAGCCCUUCAGCGCUGCUCUCGCUGGCGACCUCGAUGAGUCGUACAAUGUCUUCCGCUACUACGCUGGAGCCGCCGACAAGAUCACCGGCAAGACAAUCGAGACAUCUCCCGCUAAGCUUGCAUAUGUCCUCCAGGAGCCUCUGGGAGUCUGCGGUCAAAUCAUCCCCUGGAACUUCCCCUUCAUGAUGCUCGCCUGGAAGGUUGCCCCUGCUCUAGCCUGCGGCAACACCGUCAUUCUCAAGCCUGCCGAGCAAACGCCUUUGUCGGCUUUGUACUUUGGAAACCUCAUCAAGGAGGCUGGGCUUCCUGCUGGUGUUGUCAAUGUCCUACCUGGUCUUGGUCCCCAGACCGGAAAGGCUAUUGCUGGACAUAUGGAUAUUGACAAGGUUGCCUUUACCGGUAGCACCAACACUGGUAGGGCUAUCAUGAAGGAUGCAGCAAACAACUUGAAGAACAUCACGCUCGAGUGUGGUGGCAAGAGCCCGUCCAUCGUCUUUGCCGAUGCGGAGCUCGAGCAAGCUGUCAAGUGGUGCCACUUUGGUAUCAUGGACAACAAGGGAGAGGUCUGCACAUCUACUUCAAGAAUCUACGUCCACGAGGACAUCUACGAAAAGUUCCUUGAGAAGUUUGUCGAGGUCACAAAGGAGAACGACAAGCUCGGCUCCCCCUUCGAAGAUGCAACUAUCCAAGGGCCUCAAGUUUCCAAGACCCAAUACGAGCGCGUUGUCUCAUACAUUGAGGAAGGCCGCAAGUCCGGUGCUAGACUUCUAUACGGAGGCAGCAAGUAUGGCGACAAGGGCUAUUACCUGCACCCUACCGUCUUUGCAGACACCACCGAAGAUAUGAAGAUCAUGAAGGAGGAGAUUUUCGGCCCUGUAGUUUCCAUCGCCAAGUUCUCAACCGACGAGGAGGCCAUCGCCAAGGCUAACGACACUUCAUACGGUCUCGCUGCCGCCCUCUUCACAGAAAAGAUUUCGCGAGCACACAAGGUCGCCCGUAAGCUUCAGGCUGGUAUGGUCUGGAUCAACUCAUCUGGCGACUCACACUUUGGUAUUCCCUUCGGAGGAUACAAGUCUUCAGGAAUCGGUCGUGAGCUGGGACAGUAUGCGCUGGAUGCGUAUACUCAGUCCAAGGCUAUUCACGUCAACUUGGGUGCUGAGCUAUAG
This is a messenger RNA of Fusarium sp. VM40, 1488 nucleotides long. Lineage: Eukaryota; Fungi; Ascomycota; Sordariomycetes; Hypocreales; Nectriaceae. The record is from the annotation of a GenBank genome assembly.